Molecule: messenger RNA, 2244 nt
Organism: Menidia menidia (Atlantic silverside)
Lineage: Eukaryota; Metazoa; Chordata; Actinopteri; Atheriniformes; Atherinopsidae
Source: the annotation of a GenBank genome assembly
ACAAAGUUUCCUCUUCCACGUUUCCACUGCCCUCUGUAUUUUUAUUUUAUUUUUCUGCUAACAUACCCUAUAUAAACAUUUGCUGCAAUACGCCAGCGAAGCAAAAUGCAUUAGAGUGAGUUUUGGCUUGAACGUGAAGGCUUUUUUUCGGGGGUUUUGAGCUGUUCCUCCCCUGGCAGCUGCCCCCGCUGUGCAGGCGUGUCGUGCGCCCGGUGCGCCGGACUUAAGAAAUGGCGCACCGCCGGCGGGGCUUGCAGGGGCAUGUCUCAGUAGAGCUCUUCUUUAUUUCCUGUCAGUAGAAUCUCUGAAGCCCCGUGUUGAAGAUGGGGCCGUGCGGCCUCACGUCUUCGAAGACGGCCCUGGUAUUUCUGAACCUGAUAUUUUGGGCUGCUGCUGGCAUCUUGUGCUAUAUUGGGGCAUACGUCUUCAUCACAUACGACGACUACGACCACUUCUUCGAAGACGUGUACACCCUCAUCCCGGCAGUGACCAUCAUCGCAGUGGGAGCCCUCCUGUUCAUAAUUGGGCUCAUUGGCUGUUGCGCCACAGUGAGAGAGAGCCACUGUGGACUGACAGCGUUUGUCGUCCUUCUUCUGCUGGUUUUCAUGACCGAAAUGGCAGUGGUUCUUCUUGGCUAUGUUUACAGAGAAAAGGUUGAAGAUGAAGUAAAUGGUUCCAUUGUUAAGGUUUAUGGUGAGUACAAUGGCACCAACAGCAACGCCCAGAGCCGCGCCAUCGACUACGUUCAGAGACAGCUUCAGUGCUGCGGGAUCCACAACUACUCGGACUGGGAGCACACGCACUGGUAUGAAGAAUCCAAAAACAACAGUGUGCCCAUCAGUUGUUGCAACGCUAGCGCUGCCGGCUGCACAGGAUCCCUUUCUCAUCCCCAGGAUCUCUACCAAGAAGGUUGCGAGGCUCUAGUUGUGAAGAAGUUGAAGGAGAUCAUGAUGUAUGUCAUCUGGACUGCACUGACAUUUGCUGCCAUCCAGAUGCUGGGCAUGCUGUGUGCUGGUGUGGUGCUGUGCCGCAGGAGCAGAGAUCCUCCUUAUGAGCCUCUUAUUACAGGAGGCACCCUUGCAUAAAGGCUCACAUGCAGUUUUCAACUUAGACCCAUUUCAGAAGUCGUCAUUGGCUACAGCAUAAACUAAUCUUUAACCAGGAAGUCCAUAGCACUCUAACCACCGCAAAAAUAUUCAUUAUUGUAUUAUUUCCGAUAACUUUUUCAAUCUGAAAUUUUUAAAGCUUUUGGACAAUUUUGUUAAAGGUUACUGAAUAAGAGAACAUUUAUCUACUGUCAGCCUGACAUGAGGAUGUUGUAGUUCACUCUUACCAGUUUCAAACUUGUGGGCAGGGUAAAUUUGUCCCGAUACUUUGCACUAUGCAUUCAGUUUUAUUUUCAAACCCAUCAUUUACUUGAAUGUCAUACUUAGUAUAGUUUGUAUUUUCACUGUUCAAACUCUUGCUACAACCAUACAAUAUGACUACUUCAUUGUAAUGGCUUAAACUUUGAUUAGAAAAAGACUACAGCGCAUUUUAAUGUCAUUGCAUGUCAUUGUGUGUUUUCUUUGUAAGUUAACCAGCCUUUACUUGGUUAGUCUUUAUUUAAAACCAACAAAAAAAAAAAGAAACCCGAUAUUCAUGUGUGCGUUUUUGUGGCAGUGCAUUCUUAUCUCAAAAUAGAUUUUAUCUCACAGCUGUUUGUUUCAGUCUGAACAGCCUCAAGGUUGUGGUAAUGUGUAUGUGGUUAAAAAUAAAUAUGUAGGUAAAGGUAGGUUUGAAAAUAAAUGUUUUUUUUUUCUUUUUAUUCUGUUAAUUUAUCAUUCUGUGACACAAACUGUUUUAUAAUCAUUAACUGUCAUCAGUGAGAAAUAAAAGAGAGGUUGGGAGAUUUCAACAGUGGAGAAAUGCAAAACAAACUGUCGUCAAAUUUAUAGAUUCCCAGUAAGAUAACAGAUUAGAAAGGUUUAAAUUACCCUCCACAGAGUCAUAACCCUAAAUGACUCCACUGUGGCUGAGCAGUGGAAACUUAGCAGUUUCUCAGAGUAACCUGAUACCUGUUGAGAGUUCUCAGGCACCUGAUUCAUCAUGCCCGAUAAAUCCUUUUUAUAAUCCAUGUAAAAAUAUCCUUCACUUCAAUAUAUGCUGCUCUUAACACAAAUAAAGAUGUUGAUGUGUUUGUUACCUGGGAGACAAAAAAACAAACACUUGACAUAUACAAAUAAAGCUUUAAAUAGCGUUCUC